CUCUUCCGAAUGUUAUGUUUACAAAUGUAGUCAUGCUGGUGCGCUAGUUUAAGAAGUAGUUUUAUUUGUUGUUGAACAAGAUUUUCAAAAUAAAUCGUAAUUUUUCCUAUUUAUUUAUUAUUUAAUAAUGUUUCGUACCACUUAUCUGUUGAGCAGAUAUUUAAAAUGUUCUAGACACAGUUGUUUUCGAUUGUUACAUAAAAGUACAUCGCGGACAAAUCUGAAUACAGAGAAUAAUACCACAAAAUUCAAAGAAAAAAUUACGAAUGGUCCAUCUUUAUCAGAUUUUAUAAAUAAAAAUAAUAUUCCGAGUUUGAUUGAUACAAAUAUUGAUAAUCCUCCUUACAUUUCUUCAGAAAAUAAUACUUCGAGGAAAAUUUACAUAGAAACUUAUGGAUGUCAAAUGAAUGUGAGUGAUACAGAAAUCAUUAACUCUAUUCUUAAAAGUGCUGGAUUUGAAAUUAUUCAAGACAUAACUCAAACUGAUGUCAUCCUUAUCAUGACAUGUGCAAUUCGUGAAGGAGCUGAACAGAAGAUCUGGAAUAGGUUAAAGUAUUUUAGAACUCUAAAAAAGAAACAUGACAGGAUUUCACAACAUAAAUUAAAAAUUGGAGUGUUAGGUUGCAUGGCAGAAAGAUUGAGGCAUGAAUUAAUAGAAAAAGAGAAAAUUGUUGACAUUGUUGCAGGACCUGAUAGUUAUAAAGAUCUUCCUAAUUUAUUAUCAUUAGCAGAUGAGGGUCAGAAAGCUGUUAAUGUGAUGCUGUCUAUAGAUGAGACAUAUGCAGAUGUUAUGCCUGUAAGAAUUAAUGAGGAGUCUAAAUCUGCUUUCAUAUCUAUAAUGAGGGGUUGUGAUAAUAUGUGCUCCUAUUGCAUUGUGCCAUUUACCAGAGGAAAAGAACGUAGCAGACCAAUUUCAUCCAUUUUAGAUGAAGUAAAGCACCUUUCUGAUCAAGGAGUGAAAGAAAUCACUUUAUUAGGCCAAAAUGUAAAUAGUUAUAGAGAUCGAACAGCUGGAGUUGAAUCAAAAAUUAUUCUUAGUUCUGGAUUUAAGACAAUUUAUAAAACAAAGAAAGGUGGUCUUUUAUUUGCAGAUUUGUUAGAUAAAGUGUCUGAUGUUAAUCCUGAAAUCAGAAUAAGAUUUACAUCUCCACAUCCAAAAGACUUUCCUGAUGAUGUCCUUCAUGUGAUAAAUGAAAAACCUAACAUUUGUAAAUUGUUACAUCUACCUGCCCAGAGUGGCAAUAGUGAAAUUCUUGAGAAAAUGAGAAGAGGAUACACUAGAGAAGCAUAUCUUGAAUUAGUUAACCAUAUCCGAGAAAUAGUGCCAGGUGUUGCUUUGACAUCUGAUUUUAUAUGUGGUUUCUGUGGUGAAACCGAAGAAGCUCAUCAAGAUACACUUUCUCUAAUGAAUAUUGUGAAAUAUGAGUUUGCCUACAUUUUCCCAUAUAGCAUGCGGCAGAAAACACAAGCACAUCGUAAACUAGAAGAUAAUGUACCAGAAGAAGUAAAGAAAAGAAGAGCAGAUGAAGCAUAUGCUGUUUUCAGAGAAUGUUCUUUAGAGCUACACAAAAAAGAAAUAGGACACUACCAUUUAGUGCAAGUAUUAGGUCCUAGCAAACGUUCAGAAUUAGAUUGGUCUGGAAGAAAUGAUUGGAACACCAAAAUUAUUUAUCCUCAAUUGCCAUUACCAAUUGAGGAAAAUUCUACAAACUACCGUUUACCAUGCCCUGGAGAUUAUAUAGUUGUACAGAUUACUGACUGUACAUCUCAGGUUCUUAAAGGUAAAGCAUUAUAUCAUACAACUCUUCAAGAAUUUUACAAGAAACACUCUGAAGAAAAAUCACUGUACAUAUAGCUAAUGUAAAUAAAAGUUUUUUAAUUCAAAUUUGCAUUAUUACUAUUA
Messenger RNA from Argiope bruennichi, 1903 nucleotides. Its product is annotated as CDK5RAP1-like protein. The coding region runs from base 128 to 1855 and encodes 575 amino acids. The transcript has 12 exons. Gene Ontology annotation, molecular function: tRNA-2-methylthio-N(6)-dimethylallyladenosine(37) synthase activity; 4 iron, 4 sulfur cluster binding. Gene Ontology annotation, cellular component: mitochondrion; cytosol. Gene Ontology annotation, biological process: tRNA modification; negative regulation of cyclin-dependent protein serine/threonine kinase activity. The record is from RefSeq and is a predicted model, not a curated record. Lineage: Eukaryota; Metazoa; Arthropoda; Arachnida; Araneae; Araneidae.